This is a messenger RNA of Sarcophilus harrisii (Tasmanian devil), 1330 nucleotides long. RefSeq names its product transmembrane protein 200B (gene TMEM200B). Lineage: Eukaryota; Metazoa; Chordata; Mammalia; Dasyuromorphia; Dasyuridae. Bases 303 to 1229 code for a protein of 308 amino acids. The record is from RefSeq and is a predicted model, not a curated record. The transcript is spliced from 3 exons.
GACGGGAGGCGGAGCCCUCGGACUGCAGGGGGUAGCGGGGGAGCGCUUCGGAGAGGCCCUAGAGUCAGCGAUGGAGAGGAGGCGGCGGGAGGGGAGCGGGGCAACCGGGCCCAAGCGGGAGGAGCCCGCCUGACCAGCUUUAGUUCUGGCUGAGGAUUGGUUUGGAAGGAAGCUGGGGGUGGGGGAGAUCGUAGUGACUGGUCCUCCCAAAUAUACAACGCCCCCCCUCCACCCCCCUCCGCCCGGAACGGAGACAUGCGGGCCCUCGCCCGGGCCAACAAGAGAGCCCUGACGACGGGACGAUGACUGCAGGGAGCCCCGGAGCCCGCGGGGAGGCACAGAGCCCAGGGUCCCCUGGUCUGCCCUCGGCCCCAGCCCGAGCCUUCCGCCGCCUGGGCCGCCGGCGGCGCCUGGGCCGCCGCCGCUGCUCCCAGCCCGAACUGCUGGGGCUCCGGGCUCGGCUGCGGCUGCGCUCGCCGUCGGGGGCCUUCGCGGCGCUAGGGGCGUUCGUGGUGCUGGUGGGCAUGGCUGUGGCCGUGGCGGGUUACUGGCCCCACCGUGCGGGGACGCCGGGGUCCCGGGCGACCAACACCACGGCGCCGGCAGAGAUACGACGGUCGGGCCGUCUCUCGGGCCCCUCGGAGAAGCUGAGGCUCCUGGGACCCGUGGUCAUGGGCGUGGGCCUUUUCAUCUUCAUCUGCGCCAACACGCUACUCUACGAAAAUCGAGACUUGGAGACCCGACGGCUCCGCCAAGGAGCACUGCGGGCACAGGCACUGCGACCCCCCGACAGUCCUGCCUGGGACGGCGGCUCCAGGACUGCCUUACCGCCGGGGGGAGCCUGGCAGCCCGAGAGAAGAGACUUUUCGCCCCUUCGGGGCGCAUCCCCCGUCCCGUCCGUGCGGAGCUUGCGUUCGGAGCCCCCGAGCCUCCGCCCAGCCCUGCCCGCGCCGCCGCUCACCCGGUGGUCGCUGAGGGCUCCGGGGCCGCGGGGAGAGCCCUCCCCACCCUGGAGCCCCCGGGGCAGGCUGGGACACGUAGUCAUCGCCGUGCAGCCGCAGGUUCUCGCAGCGCACUCCAAAUCGCUGGACUUGGGCCGAGGAGGGGUGCUCCUGGGAACCCCGCCCGGCCGCGAUCGCGCCCAUCGCAGCUGGCCCCGCCUGGACCUGCUCAGCCUGGGAGGUUAUACCAAAUUGGACGGCGGCGGGGACUUGGGGGCCCGGGUCUGAGGAGCUCCAAGUGCAUACUUCUACAAGACUGCGGUGUGUGCACGGCGCGGUGGGAGCGGGACCGAGGUGUCCGCACGCCAUCACAGAGCAUCUUCCAGACA